Messenger RNA from Chinchilla lanigera (long-tailed chinchilla), 688 nucleotides. RefSeq names its product mitochondrial ribosomal protein S18C (gene Mrps18c). The coding region runs from base 38 to 472 and encodes 144 amino acids. Lineage: Eukaryota; Metazoa; Chordata; Mammalia; Rodentia; Chinchillidae. The transcript has 6 exons. Gene Ontology annotation, molecular function: structural constituent of ribosome; small ribosomal subunit rRNA binding. Gene Ontology annotation, biological process: mitochondrial translation. The record is from RefSeq and is a predicted model, not a curated record. Gene Ontology annotation, cellular component: ribosome; mitochondrial small ribosomal subunit.
UUUAGAGAAAGGAAAGGAAGAGGAGGGACGGGAAAUCAUGGCUGCUGUGGUCGUCGGCUGCAGCGGUCUAGGGAGGAAGAAGUUGACACCCUGGAUAACGGCUGCUGUCUGCCUCACAUAUCCCGGAACUCAAACGGUGCUAUGGAGGAGAGGUUGUUCACAGUAUAAACAGGUAACCAGCAAUGAAAACAUGCCUGUUGCAAUGGAAAACCCUUAUAAGGAACCUCUCAAGAAGUGUAUCUUGUGUGGGAAACGUGUGGAUUAUAAGAAUGUGCAGCUUUUAUCCCAGUUUAUUUCUCCAUAUACUGGCUGCAUUCAUGGGAGGCAUAUAACAGGUCUUUGUGGGAAGAAACAGAAAGAAAUAUCAAAAGCGAUUAAGAGAGCUCAAAUAAUGGGGUUUAUGCCAGUUAUGUACAAGGAUCCUGCAUAUCUCAAAGACCCUAAAGUUUGCAACAUCAGAUACCGGGAAUAAAUUUGAGAAAGUUAUUACCAAUAAACUCACUUUAUAGUAAGUGGUUGUAUGCCAUGACUGCACCAUACUAACCUCUGGGUAGAAAAGUGUGUGAAGACCCAGGCUCCCCCUCCCCCAUGCCCCUGGAUGUUCAGCAAAUAGAUUGUGCACCUGAAAUGCUGGUACUCGUCACAUUGUAUAUGCCUUGAAUAAAAGUGGUCCUGAAUGAUUGUCCCA